Messenger RNA from Eimeria tenella, 10494 nucleotides. RefSeq names its product sushi domain-containing protein / SCR repeat-containing protein, putative. The transcript is spliced from 8 exons. The coding region runs from base 1 to 10494 and encodes 3497 amino acids. Gene Ontology annotation, cellular component: mediator complex. Lineage: Eukaryota; Apicomplexa; Conoidasida; Eucoccidiorida; Eimeriidae. The record is from RefSeq and is a predicted model, not a curated record. Gene Ontology annotation, biological process: regulation of transcription by RNA polymerase II. Gene Ontology annotation, molecular function: transcription coactivator activity.
AUGCUUCGGGUCAUUAAUGGGGCUCUUUCGGACUGUGGUAGCUCCAGCAGCUACCAACUUGAGCACGCAGACGGUGAAAGAGCAGAGGAUGCUGACUGUGAUUUGAACGAAGCGGGUCAACUGAAACAGACCAAUGGUCACGUUGCAGUGGGGGAUGGAAAAACAUUUGUUUUGGGAGAAGCUCUGCGGUGUACAUACACCCCUGGGAUCACACCGCAGUCGACUUGCAACGUAAGCCUGGGGGUCGUGCCCUCAGACGUCCCCGUAGGUUUCUAUGCCCUCUGUGGUUGCAGCAGCACUGACUUGGGAGCCAGUGGCCGACCCUGCAGUUCCAAUGAAGACUUCUCAGUGCCCGUAGGCCUCCUACGGAUCACCGGUUUUGAAGCGCCGGCUACGGUUGACUUUGAUCCUGACGUUUCCCCCGCCUCUGCUGCUGUUGCUGGUAGCACCCUCGCGUCAACUGCGGGAAGCAAUUCUACAGCAUCGCAUAAAAAUGUCAAAUUAGGUUCAACAGAAGCAACCAAAGAGGUAGCGCCACCACUGGAAAUUAGGAAAGGGGGUGCAGCAGUUGAAGCUCGAGAGACCAUUGAUGACACAGAACCUCUGCAAAUCCUUCUCUCCAUCGAAGACCAGAAGAAACUGUUGCUACCCAGUUUUUCAUGCAUCGUAGGCCUCCCGUGCGAGCUGCCUAGCAUCAAGGGGGUUGGCUUGGUGUCUACAGAGCACUUUGUUCGGGCAUUUCCUGGGGUGUACCCCAGCUGCCAAGCAGCUUCAGAGACUUCUACUCCUCUACGCCUUCCUUGCAGACCAAUCAGCGCCGGCAGUCGCUGUAUCGUCCACGUCCGUCCUGAAGACAUGAAGGCCAUAAUGCAAUCAAGAGGACAAGAAGCUGCGAAGGGCAGAAAAAAUAAAGGGAGUUCAGGAGUGGGGGAACUAGAAGUUUUACCAGCUACCGCUACACUCUGUGGGUGCCGCGCAGGCCCCACAGCUCUUGAUUGCUUAGGCGCCACUCUCGUAGGCUUGUUACACCUUCAGGCCGGUGAUGGCCAAUAUUCUAGAAAACAGCUUCAGCAGACGCGCCAGCACAAAACGUCCCAGGAACAACAACUUCAGCAGCACCAGCCUCAACAGCAGCAGCUUCAGCAGAAGCAGCGCCCCCCGCCUCCGCCUCAACUGCGUAAGCUUCAGUUCAUCGAGGACAGGGCAGCCAAUCUACCUAAGGAGCCCGAUCCUUCUGAACCUGAGGGCUCUGAGUGUCGUAAGCACGCUGACUGUUUGCGGGGCUAUGGGCGUUGUGUGUCGGGACGUUGCCGUGGAUUCAUUCCGGACUUGAAAGGAGAGAGGCUCAUUCGGUGUGUGGAGGGCUACCACUGUGACGCGGAGAAAGGAGACAUUCCGACAAAGGGAGAGAAAGAGAACUUUAUGGUCAUAGGCAUUGGGCCAGAUGAAGAAUGUGGCGCCUCUGUCAACUUGAAGCCUGACAGCUCGAUCUUUAGCAACGCGAACAAGUGGGUAUGUUCUUCUUCUCCAUCUUCGUCCUGUGAGAUGCGCUUUGGUGUAGCACGCCGGCUGAGUCGCGCCAACACAGUUGAAGGCGUGCGUUUAUGCGGUUGUCCUGGAGUGGACAACAACGGCGAUGAGCUCCCCUGCAACCACAUGCGAGACUUUAGGGUGCCCAUAGGCAGGGUAUCUGUACAAGAAUGCCUGACAAACGCUCACUGCGCUGACAGGCAGCUGGCGUACUGCAUCAAGGACCACUGCGGCGGCUUCCUCGUCUCUGCUGCAGCCGCCAGUGUCAAUGCCUUUGCAUGCGUCCGCAACCAAGACUGUACCCUUGAGAAUGUAGCAGCAAGAGGCGUCACAGAAGCCCUGAAAGUCAUACCCAUUGCGGCCCACCUCAAGUGCGGACCGGAGGCCGCCUUAGACCCAAACUUCCUCCCGGAAAGCGCAAUGCCUUGUGUCGCUGAUGUAGACGGGGACGGAAAGUGCGAUGUACACCUUGGCGUCAACCACUUUUUUGGAACUCAUCGUCUGUGUGGGUGCAGCGGAGGAGACUGCGACGAUCCGUCAGACUUUGGGGUGGAGUUAGGCUUGCUGAAUUCUGUAGAGUGCGUCGUUCACAGCGACUGUCCGAUCCAUGCUUUGUGUGCGAAGGGGGAAUGCGUGUCCGAUGACCUUCCACCUAACCUUGUGGCCUCUGACCCGGCUCCGCACUCUGUAGCUAUUCCUCCGCUCAAGCAGAUUCAGCUACAAUUCAACGAGGAUAUUGUCUUCGGCAGACCUGGAGCCUCUCUCAUCGUGCAGUGCCUAGACCCGGAGAUCAAGUGGGUUAUUACUCUUCCUGAAGGAAUCGAAGAACUCAAAGUCAUCAGAUACUCGCCCCCAAUUUUUCCCAAGGCUCACAGAAGAACUGCUGGAGCAGCAGGAGCAACGACAUCAGCAGGAGCGAGAACAGCAGUUAGCGAAUCCUUUGAGGAGAGUAGCGGCAGCAGUAAGUGGCUACUGGAGAGACAAGGUCAAAUUCUUACGGUGACUCCCGACGAGGAGCUAUCGUCUUUGCCUCAGGGCUCUUACAAGCUAAGCAUAGAGUUUGGGUUUGUGACGGAUUUGACGGGUAAUCCUUCUGAUGCCGUCCCAUUCAUACCCUUCAGGGUGGCUAAGGACGGGGGUUGCCCCCUCCUCUAUGUAACAGGAUUCGGUACGGAAAAUGGCAAUUGCAAUGGACUCUAUACCCCAAUUGACCCACUUAACGGCCAUGCUGGCUGGCGGGGAGCAGAAGGCAACGCUUUCUUUAUUUAUUACAGAAAAGAGACGGAUGAGGAACCAGGAAAUUGGGUAAUAGACACAGAUCUUGAUGAGGGGGCUUUCUUAGCCUUUGCCGACGUUUCCCUUCUUCAAGGAUUCCCACGGGGAGAAAAGGGGGGACCCCAACUGCCCCCUACAGGCCUGUGGCACAAAUGGACGGGUAAGAAAAGAGAAGAACAGCCGUUCGCUGCCUUCGUUUGCAGAGAGAAGCCGGACCACCUCCCGCCCACCCUUAUCGAUGUAAAGCCGGCGCAAGGGGGCCUUCCUGGUUCUGGGGGCUUCCGUGUUCUCAAGCUUAAUAACGAAACAGGGCUGUCGCUGGAGCCGAUAACCCUUGUCUUCAACAAACCCAUUAAUUAUGGCCACUGGGCUUCCCUUCGACUUACGGCAAGAGGAGAGAAAACUCCCGUAGCGGAAUGGGUAACUGAUCAGGAGGCAGGCAUGAGAGGGCCAACGGGCUCUGUCUUGAUCCGGUCACCCCAGCCUUCCUCUAGUAGCACAGAUCACCAAACGAGCGAUCAUAAGUUGGCUUCUGAGAGCUCUCAGGAUGAAGCAGAGCGGGAGGAGGAGCACGGAGUAGUUGAGCUUUCCCUUCAGGCACCUUUAGAGGCAGGAAAAGAGUAUGACUUGACGGCGGACUUGGGAGCCUUCACAGAUUUGUCAUACAACCCUUGGGGGCCCCUUGCAUCACAGACAGUUACAUUUUCUGCUGUUGCCACCCACUGCAGGCUUCUUGUGGGUGCAGCGGCAGCCACAGCGGCGGCUGAAGCAGCCGAACCAGACGGGCCUGAAGCGCAGGCAACAGCAGGUGACGAAACAUCUUACGAGCUGCUCGUUUCCCCCGCUGAGAGUGUCAUAGAAAGUGGGGUUCUCGGGAGAGCUUCCCGUGUUGUUGAGGGUGCUGUUGCCUUUGUGCAUUGUGUGAAAGGCCUGUCUGUUCCCCUAGAUCUCAUAGAGGGAGGCGAUAGCCAAAAUGCAGGAGAGCUCCGUUGCACCAACGGCAGAUGGCAAGGGGCCCUCACGCCUUGCGUGCCGCGCUGUAGGCGUUAUCCUCAGUUGGCUGAUGCUUAUGAUCUCGAAGAGAGCGCUGAAGCUAUCGAAGGCAUCUCGGGGUCUGCGGUUGUUGUCCGAUGCGCAGACGCGGCAGCAGCUUCGGAUGGUAGGCCGCAACAAACUCUCAGGUGUCUGGGGGGCCGUUGGGAGCCUUUGACGCUCAAAUGCUCUGCUCUCUGUCCCCCGCUGGGGCCCUUCCUGGGACCCGGCUAUCUUGUAACCUUGUCACACAACCAAGACGAAGCCAACGAGGACGAAGGAGAAGAUGCAGCAACAGCAGCGGCAGCGGAGGGAGAGGAACGCAUUGUCAGGUGUAUUGAAUCUACAGUGCCCGAGCAGAAGCAAGAGCAGCAGAUAUUGAGAUGCACAGAAGACGGUUGGGCACCAUCUGUGACCCUUAAUUGCAGACGCAGUUGCCGACAGCCGCCGAUAACUCCAGCGGGAGCGGAAUUAAGAGGCGAGGGAGUGCACCAUGGCAGUGUUUGGAUAGCAACCUGCAAGGAAGGCUAUGCGGGCCCAGUGGGAGGGCUUUCUUUGAGUUUUACGUGCGAGGACGGCCAGUGGGUUCGAGAGAACGGAUCUGGAAGUCCACCUUUUGCAUGCAGUCCUCUCUGCCCGCCGCUUAACCUCAACCGUAGGGCGUAUACAGUCACCUCCAUCGAAUCAGCUGCCCCAAGCGACGCUACAGCGGCAGCAGUGAAAAUUGCAUGCGCCGAGGACAGUCUGCUCCUGGGAGGGCCUUCAGAGGAAAUCCUCCGGUGCGAAGGAGGUCUCUGGUCUCUCAGGUCCACCACAUGCGCCGCCGGCUGCCGCAACCCUUUAGAUGACCUUGGCGAGCACUACGUCUUGGUACGGCAGCAGCAGCAGCAGCAGCAGAUUUUCAAACACGGAGAUACAGCAGAGGUUACAUGCAGUGGCGGCCAGCAACACAACCCUCUAGAAACAGCAGCAAUAGCAAUAGAAGCAACAAAACAGUCACAUACCAUCACCUGCGUUGACGGGCGCUGGGAAUCACAACCCGACGCACAGAAGCAUCGUCAGCAGUCACACCACGAUAACUUAGAGGACCCAGUAGAAAAUGCCACUAGCAGCAGUAGUGAUGGAGUAUUGCUGAGAUGUAGCGCCACCUGCAGCCUGCCUCCCCUGCCGGCUCACUUUGCGAUAAUAUUUUCAACAAAGAGAGGGGUCACUCGAAGGCCCCGCAAGUUCCUUUGGCGAGAGGGGGAGAAAAUAUCGGUUGGCUGUUCCCCGCACUUUGACUCAACUCAGCGGCAGCAACAACAACAGCAGCAGCAGCCGCUGCAGCAGUUGGAAUGCCUCGAUGGGACCUGGGCAGGCAACCUUCCAAAGGACAUGUGCGUAAGGCAGUGCCCAGGAGCUUCUGGAAGUCCUUCUGAGGCGCAGUGGAGAGAGUGGGGUGUUCGGUGCGGCGAGUCCUGCAGUAGCAGCUGUGGCAGCUGCUACAACCGGAAAAGAGAUAGAGAUGAAGAGGGCAUCGACUGUGGUGGUCCAUUCUGCGAGCCCUGUAGCAGUUGUAGCCCUCUGCUGCUGAAACAGUUUGUGAUGCAGCCCAGGCUUUUCUCGACAUCACUGAAGAAGCUCCACCAGAAACAGCAACAGCAGCCGGAGGUGUUCCCGGUUGAGAUGACAAGACAUGGAUCAAGCAUUCGGUUUUCAUGCAAUAGCAGCGCCUCGCUGUCUCUCAAGGUGACUUGCGAUAACGGCAGUUGGAUCACAGGUGCAGCAGCAGGGCUAGAAGAGCCUGCAGCAGCUGACGAAGCAGCACGAAUCGCUGCUUUCGCUGCAGCGUGCACGCAGACUCAAGUGAUGGCUGUAGCUACAAACAUCAUCAGCGGAGAAGCAUUGCCUCGGGCGAUCAGCGCAGCACCCGCAGGAGCAGAACGACGUGCCGACGAAGAGCUUCUUCUGUUGGGAUCAGCUGCAAUCCACGGGGAUGCGCCGCCCCUGCAGUGGCGAGAAGCCGAGCUCCUGCUCUUUGGGCCUCCCAUCUUGCGCGCCCCACAGCUAGAAGUCUCGCCAUCUUUCCAGCAGCAGCAGCACCAGCAGCGUCGCCUUAGCCCUUGUAUGCAAGGUCUCGUUGAUGGGGUAUCGCGUCUGCUUGUAGGGGAGUGCGGAGCCCUCGCCUUCGGACGGUCAGCUCUGAAAGUUGCUUCUUUUUGUAAAGGCACAUGCAACGCCAACUUCAAACGGGCGCUGCAGGAAGCAACAGAGUGCAGCAGCAAGACUGCUUCCGCUGCUGCCCCUGGCAAUGCACCUGAUUCAGCUUCUGCAUCUAAUGCCGCAACAUUGCAGGAUGAGGAGUUGUUACAACUGUUCAAGGAUCUGCUUCAGGUCUUUUGUUCUGUUGAAGAUGGAAAGCACUGCUUCAGCCAAGCUGGUGAUACACUCGAGCAACUGCAGCGAUUGCACCAGACAGCCCAUUUACAGCAACAGCUGCGCCAACACAUGUGCCCCGGCAGCAGCGGCAACGCUUGUUUCAACAGUAACAUCCGCUAUGUCUCAUUGCUGCAGCAGCUUAGGGAGCACGUAGACCUCAUGCUGCCAGGCAUGCAGCAAGAGCAGCAGCAGCAAUCUCCCGCGAACGCAGCAGCCGCAGCAGCCGUAGCGGGAGACAGCAAGGAGCUGGAAGAAAGUGUGGUUGGAGCUGGUGUUCGUGGCCUCUUGACGGACCUGCGGCGCUUGCCUGCGGUUAUUUCCCUGCUAUGCACAGAGGUGGACGGGAAAAGCUGUGCUUUCCAAGUGCUUGCAUUGGGAGGAAGUAACCCGUUCGCCGCGUUGCCGGUUCGGGGAGCAGCAGCUGAAUUCUGUAGUAGUGAUCCAACAGCUCCAUGUCUUCUAGAAGUGUACAGGCUUGUCGGGAAGGAGCUCUUACGCCCGCAUCUGCCGAACCACAUAGAGCAGCUCCCACUGCAAAAGGAGCAGCAGUUGCUGCUGCAACAGGUGCAUCCCCAUGACUGGGCCAUCGGCACUGCUAUGCAGAGCAUUGGUAGAAAUUUUUGUCUCCGCAGCGCUGAAGACAAAACGUGUGGAGCGCUGCUGGUGCCGGCAGAGAGCGUAAGUGCAGCACCAGCACUAGGAGCAGUGUAUCCAUAUGAGCCCGCAGCAGCAGCAGACCUUCCCCAGUGCCACUGCCCACUGGCGUUCGUGGGCGACGGCGACUGCGAUAUUACCUGCAACACAGCGGCAUGCGCAUUUGACAAGGGAGACUGUCUGGCGCAGCGGCAGCCUCUACUGCAGCCAAUUGUCGAUACGCUUGAGGAAGAGACUUUCAGCAGAGACAGCCCUUGCUUUCCUUUUUCUAAAGCCUUUCACUGCGUGAAGAAGGAGUGCAGACAGGAAAUGCAGGAACUACAGGCACAGCACGGUUGUUGCAUUGCUCCUCAGCUGGAGUUGCUACGCGAUUUGCUGUACAUAGACCAUCAACAACGAGAGCAGCAGCGGCAUCAGCUCGCAUUACUGCAGCAGCAGAUGCCGGACGCAGUUACACCGCACCUCCUACGGCUUGUUGAAUCUCUUUGGGGGGAAAUGGAAGGGACUUCAGGACCUAUGGAGCUUUAUCGGUCUGUAGCGUUCAUCGAGGCUGACUGCAAGAUGCCCCUAGAUCGCACAUGUUCAAGAGGUCUUAACCGCACGGUGUUCGCCGUCGAUGCGACUCUGGAGGGCCUGAACUACGACGCCCUAAAGGCCAGCAGCGAUGGUAGCAGCAGCGGUGAGGGAGAAGAGGCGCUGCGUCAUGUGCUUAGAGACGUCCUAUCUGGGGCUUUGGGUAUUCCUGUAGGCGAUGUGCUGCUUGUAAGAACCUGGGAAGGACUUGAUGUUCAUGCACUUAUUGACGCUGGCCCCCUCAGCAACAAAGCCCAUUUCCUUCAAGCAGUGGACCGAUUAAGAAAGGACGGACCGACUGGGUUGGCUGCGCUGUUGUCUGCUGAGCUGCAGCGGCAGCAAGCUGCCAUUUUUAGCGCUGCUAUAGGACAGCAGCAGUACCAACAGCAGCUGCAGAAGCAGCAGAGUGCUUUAGGCCCACUGCUGCUACACCCCAUCCCGCUACUACCUGCAGCAGCACUUUCACCCCAUUCUGUUUUUGUCCCUCCCGAUAGUGUCUCAAUUAGUCAAAUAGCUUUUGCGUCUCCAGGUAGCAGCAGCAGCAAUAGUAGUGGCAGUAGCCGACGGCAGCAGCAGCAGUUGCUGCUUCUGCGACCAGAGAAAGGCACGUGGGGGCUAGGUCGUCUUCCUACGCGAGAUGUGUCGUGCAACACAAACGACGGCCUCAGCGCCCCACUAAAUGUCUCUGUCUUCGAGGCAUAUAGGCUCCAUUCAAAUGCGGCAACCAACGAACACGGCAGCAUCAUCACAGUGGAGUGCGGGCGUGGAUACUCUCCUGUUGCUGGCUCAAGCCCUCAAGAGCUCAUAUGUCAACAGGGCCGGUGGAGCCCUUUGGUGCCUGCAGUUGGCAGAAACGGUCCUCAGGGCCUCCACAGAGGCUCCCUUGGCGGCCCUCGUGAGCGCAUACUGCGCUGCAGAAAACCGUGCGGUCCCUACGAAGCGUCAGACCCUGCAGUUCUAGGGCCUGCCUUCAUAGCCAGCGGGGCAGGCGAGGCUGACGGGGAUCGGAGGACUAUCUACUGCGCUUCGGGGUUUGUCGCUGCUGCGGACAUGAUGCCUAAGACUGAAACGGUUGCGUGCAGCAAUGGAGUGUGGGGCAAACGGCAGCUCAAGUGCAUAAAAGACUUCGCAGCCAUUGCUGAGACGAGCCCCUGCGCCAUUGCCCUCUCUCAGCUGCCUCCUACACUCAAGGUUGACAGUCUGCCCACAGCAGCUACAAGCCAUGAAGGUCCUGCUGGGGCAGCCUUUAUCAACAGCGACGUAGCUCAAGCCCUCGCGGCCACCUUUCAAAGGGCUGGGGUGUCACUUCAGCUCUUUAGAGUAGGAUGUGCCAGAGGAUUCGUCUCAACUUCAGUGCAGCGGAAGCAGCAACCGCAGUUGCAGCAGCAGCAGCCGUUUACUUAUGCAGCUUGCAAAGAUGGAAGACUGCUAGAUUUGGGGCCACGCGAGCCUUUGCCUAUGGGGGCAUUUGCCUCAGGAGAGGCAGCGGAGGCCCUGGCUCAGCAGCUGAAGUUGCGCGUGGAUUCGGCUCCAGAAGCGAUAACGUCGGCAGAAGCAGCACAAACAACGGAAGGAGCAGCGGUGCUCUCAGACGAAGACUCCACAAGUGCAGCAGCAGUCGCAUUUGUAGAAUCCAAUGUCGAAGGAGCAAGUUUAGCGGCAACAGGCUCCAAGGGCAGCAACAGCAUGAAGGGCUCUACCCCUAUGCUACUAGGUGCUGCACUGAAGUGCCAAAGAGAGCUGCGACAGGAGCCUCCAAAGCCUCCUAAACCCGUAAGCGAUACACUGCUAGUGUUCAGUUGUCUGUUGCUUCUCUUUGUCUUGGUUGUUGCCCUACUGGCCCUUUGGUGGCUUCGUGCGCGGCGCCGACAGAAAAGGGCAGCAAAACUGCAGCAACAGCAACAGCAGGAUGAAGGAGAUGCUGGACCUACCAGCAGUGACAUCGGGAGGGACUUCCUUUCCCCCGCAGGGGCAGAGGAACCGUCCAUUGGAGACAUGCACAGUGCAGCAGCAGAAACAGACCCAUACAGAGGCCCCCUUCCCCCCCAGCCGCUGCGACACGGCACCAAAACGAAUGCGGCACCUGCCAUUUACGCCACAGGAGCGUAUGAAGGGACACCUCUUCCUUGCUUGCUUGAAGCAGGGCAACAGCAGCAACAGAGACGUCAACAAAGACCUGCUGCAUUCCCGCCUGUUUUUCCCUCUGAAGAAGCAGGAGCAGCUGCUGCUUCUACAGAUGACAACUGCUUAGCCUUCUACGCCCCUGUUUACUACACAGGCCUAACAGGAGACAAGGGGCUCGUAAGGGAGGAAGGAGACAGCAACAGCUUCGUUGCUGCUGUCGAGGAGGAGCCUAAACACUAUGCCUAUCCUGAGCAACAACAGCAGCACCAACGGAAGCUGCUGCAGCAGCACGCUGCGGAUGCAUCUGAUAAAUGUAAGGGUAAUUUUCGGCAAAUGGACAUGCUCCCGCUCAGGGGAAACCGACCUGGAGCAGUGAAUGCAGCUUACACUGCUGCUCCGACUGCAGAGCAGAAGGUCGCCACGAACGUAGUGGCAGCAAGAGCAGCCGCUGCUGCAGGAGUUUCAGGGUGGGAGCCCCAAGGAGUAACUGAAACAGAUUCACUCCCCACAUACUCACAGCGAGAAGCCCUGGCCCCUCAGCAGCAGCAGCAGCUGCAGCAUACAGUCUCUCGCAGAGGCAAAUCCCUGGAAGAAAUAGCUCAUGCUGUUUUCGGCGAAAGCAGCAUCCCUUCUGCAGGCAUCCCCCUAUCAGAGGAGGAUGAACUCUACCCUGAGGAUUCUGCUAGCUGCAUGGUGAUGGCAGCAAGUCAACGGCGGGAAUCUGCAGUGGCGGCAGCUGUCGCACCAGCCAGUGGGUCUCCACGAUGGUCAAAGCAAAGGGGCCGACUUACUAGGCAGCAUUCCGCCUCUCACGGGCAUGGCAGAAACAGAGGCCUACGAAGUUUCCCUCAAGGCGACAUGGCCCCGGGAAGACAUAUCCACGCCUAG